Molecule: messenger RNA, 876 nt
Organism: Penicillium griseofulvum
Lineage: Eukaryota; Fungi; Ascomycota; Eurotiomycetes; Eurotiales; Aspergillaceae
Product: PICOT family protein
Exons: 2
Coding region: 1-876 (291 amino acids)
Molecular function (GO): 2 iron, 2 sulfur cluster binding
Source: RefSeq, a predicted model, not a curated record
AUGUCGACACUCACCGAGAUCACAUCUGAGGCCGACUUUUCCUCGCAUCUUUCUUCCCUCUCACCUUCUGCAUUGGUCGUCCUAUACUUCCACACUCCAUGGGCUGCUCCUUGCGCCCAGAUGGGAGCAGUGCUUUCAGCUCUCGCAUCCCAGUACCCCGCCACUGCCCCGCCCACCAUCUCGUUUGUCAGCAUCAACGCCGAGGAGCUACCUGAUAUCUCGGAAGAGUAUGACGUUUCUGCUGUGCCCUUCGUCGUGUGCCUACGCAGCGGUCAGAUUUUGGAAUCAAUCAGCGGAAGUGAUGCCGUGAAGGUUCGUGACGCCGUCGAGCGCCACGCUGGUCGCGGAAAUGUCGCAGGUGCCGUCAGUUCGAUGGAGGGUGUGAAGGCUAACAUCCCCCCGCCGCUUUCUGCCGUUCCUCGUGAGGAUGGUCCCCUCACCGCUACUCAGGCUCCUGUUACCACUUCUGAGCCGGCUGCUCCUGCUGAUGCGGCCAACGCAACCGCCGUCGCGUCUGCCCCCACCCUGACACCGGAACAAUCUCGGGAGGCAUUGUUUGCCCGCCUGGAACAACUUGUCAAGGCAGCAUCUGUCAUGUUGUUCAUGAAAGGAACCCCGAGCAGCCCACAAUGCGGAUUCAGCCGACAGCUAGUUGGCAUUCUUCGCGAGCGUAGUGUUAAGUAUGGUUUCUUCAACAUCUUGGCAGAUGAAGAUGUGCGACAGGGUCUGAAGGAGUACGCUGAAUGGCCUACUUUCCCCCAAUUGUGGGUGAAUGGAGAGUUGGUGGGUGGUUUGGAUAUUGUCCGCGAGGAAAUUAACAACGACCCCGAUUUCCUCACUGACCACUCAGUCACCAAGCCUACUGCGGCUGCUUGA